Parastagonospora nodorum SN15 is the source of this 540-nucleotide messenger RNA. RefSeq lists its product as hypothetical. Gene Ontology annotation, molecular function: oxidoreductase activity. The coding region runs from base 1 to 540 and encodes 179 amino acids. NCBI's taxonomy places the organism in Eukaryota, Fungi, Ascomycota, Dothideomycetes, Pleosporales, Phaeosphaeriaceae. The transcript is spliced from 2 exons. The record is from RefSeq and is a predicted model, not a curated record.
AUGGCCGCCGAAACACACCAAUCCCCAAUUCAAAUUCUCACAUACAUCCGGCGCAACCGCUCCCUAACUCGCGCUCAAUUCUACACGCACUGGGAAAUGAUCCACGCCCCCAAAGUAUUGUUCCUUUUCCCCUUUCCCCCACCCCCAUUCCCACAACCACCGCAGAUCCACACCACCGGCUCAAUGGUGCCCAUCCCCUCUACCGCCUCCGCCCCCAACGCCCUGCACACCAUCGACCUACCCACCAUGCCCGUCGAAUUCGACGGCAUAGCGAUGUUUCUGGUCCCGUCUCUGGAGCAGUUUACCGCUGCGUUUCAGGAUCGGUAUUAUGUGGAGGUGAUUGAGCCGGAUGAGAGGGUGUUGUUGGACAAGGAGGGUCCGGGGAGUGGGAUUGUGGCGAGUUUUGUGGGGAGGGAGGUAAGGUUGGUGGAGGGCGGGAGGAGCACUGUUGGGGGGGAGGGGAUGAGUGGAGGGGUGUUUGGGGAGUUUGAGAGGAAGGCUGCUGCAGCGGAGGAGGACGAUGAUGAUGAUGGGAAUUGA